CCGAGGCUCAACAGAUGACUCAAAAACACCAACAACAAAUCCGGCGGUCGCAGGAUCUCCUGCCGGAACGCAAGACGGAGAGCCAAAGAAAGAAAACGCGAAUGGCUGGGGAUCUCUACGCGCUGGACUUCGACGGAGUCCUCUGCGAUAGCUGCGGCGAGAGCUCCCUCUCCGCCGUCAAGGCUGCUAAAAUUAGGUGGCCGUCUCUAUUUGAUGGAGUGGACUCGAGCUUGGAAGAAUGGAUCGUCGAUCAAAUGCACAUCCUUCGUCCUGUGGUCGAAACAGGAUAUGAAAACUUACUGCUGGUUAGGUUGCUAUUGGAACUUCAAAUGCCAUCCAUACGAAAAUCAUCGGUUGCAGAUGGACUCACUAUUGAAGCGAUAUUAAAUAACUGGUCGCAACUGAAGCCUAUCAUUAUGAAGGAGUGGAAUGAAGACAGAGAUGCUUUGAUAGAUCUUUUUGGAAGAGUAAGGGACAAUUGGAUGCAGACUGAUCUAUCAGGAUGGAUUGGUGCGAACAGAUUUUACCCAGGUACAGGAGAUGCUUUGAGAUUUGCAAGCUCUCAAGUUUAUAUUGUCACGACCAAACAGAGCAGAUUCGCUGAUGCAUUAUUGCGAGAACUGGCCGGAGUAACUAUUCCUUCUGAAAAGAUAUAUGGAUUAGGGACUGGGCCAAAGGUAGAAGUGCUUAAGAAGCUUCAAGCAAUGCCAGAACAUGAAGGUUUGACACUUCACUUCGUUGAAGAUCGCCUUGCAACUCUGAAGAAUGUUAUCAAAGAACCUGCAUUAGACCGGUGGAAUUUGUACCUCGGGAGAUGGGGAUACAACACAGAGAAAGAGAGGGAGGAAGCUCAAAGCUUUUCAAGGAUUCACAUGCUAGACCUCCCUGACUUCUGCAAGAAACUUAAAUAGCUUCUAUCUAUUUUUGCUUCAAACUGGCAAAUCAUUUCCGUGACUUGACUCAGCCAUCACACUAUGAGCUGUCAAUGAUUUAUUUGUCCAGCACUCCAUGCGGAAAGUUAUAUUCAGUUUAUCUUCUUUGGAUUCAUAUUUAGAGAUUAUACCCUAGACUUCACCCAAUUAUCAGCUGCUGUUUUCUUGCAGAUCUUUAUGGCACUUUUACUAGCCUCUUGUAUGAUUUAAGAGCCCUCCCUCAAGGGACUGGGGCAGCUUCCAUGACACUUUAUAUAAGUGCUCUGAUACUUGUAGCAAGUACUGUUAAUAUUGGCAUAUCACUAUUUAAAGAUACAGCAGCAGCUAGUACCAAAA
This is a messenger RNA of Phoenix dactylifera (date palm), 1268 nucleotides long. RefSeq names its product ribosomal RNA small subunit methyltransferase G. Gene Ontology annotation, biological process: SNARE complex assembly. The record is from RefSeq and is a predicted model, not a curated record. Lineage: Eukaryota; Viridiplantae; Streptophyta; Magnoliopsida; Arecales; Arecaceae. Gene Ontology annotation, molecular function: SNARE binding. Gene Ontology annotation, cellular component: endosome; lytic vacuole.